Messenger RNA from Phragmites australis (common reed), 3948 nucleotides. RefSeq names its product large ribosomal subunit protein mL102 (rPPR5)-like. NCBI's taxonomy places the organism in Eukaryota, Viridiplantae, Streptophyta, Magnoliopsida, Poales, Poaceae. The record is from RefSeq and is a predicted model, not a curated record. The transcript has 2 exons. Gene Ontology annotation, molecular function: protein binding. The coding region runs from base 343 to 2565 and encodes 740 amino acids.
CCACAUAAGCAAACACAGGCACACCACACCGCACACGCCAGCGUGAACAACAGUACUUUGGGUGAGGAUCUCCAACGAAGAUCUACGUAUUGGGUGAAAAUGCAACAAAUGCAUCUUUCGAGGAUUAUAGAUAAACUUGCAGUGAGCUUUGGGCCUCCAACGAGAGAGAGGGGAACCCCGGCCGAUCCACACAUAGCACAGCCCAACUCGGUCGUCGAUGGCCAUCGAAACUGAGGCGAACGGCCCAGAUCGACCAGCCCAUGCCCAGCACACACGAAACAGCUCGGCAGGCUAAACCCUCGCUCGUCUCCUCCCCGCGCCGCACCCACCUCCGCAGCAGCCAUGGCGCGCCGCCACCUCCGCCUCCCCUUCCCGCUCCUCUCCCGCAAUCCCACCCCUCUCGCCCGCCAUGCUCUAUGCACUUCCACCCUCGAGACCCCCGCCGCAGCGGUCGAGACCCCGGAGCAAGCCACGGAGGAGGCCGUGGAGGGGGCGGCGGCCCCCAACCUGCCCCGCCGCGAGGAGCCCCUCCACGAGACGAUCCUCCACAUGAUCCGGCGCCGCCCGUGGACAACGCGCCUCGAGACCUCCAUCCGCCUGCACUCGCCCUCCCUCGACGCGCCGCUCGUCCACGGCGUCAUCUCCGGCGCCGCCGCAACCGGACGCGCCGACCUGGCGCUCCAAUUCUUCCGCUUCGCCUACCGCCGCGCGGGUUUCCGCCCGGAGCCCGCCACCUUCGCGCUCCUCGUUCCGAUCCUCGCCUCCCGCCGCAUGCUCAACCACGCCCGCUGCCUCCUCCUCGACACCAUGCCGUCCUUCUCCAUCGCGCCCGACGAGGCCACCCUCGCCGCGCUCAUCGCAGCAUACGGCAAGGCCGCCAUCCCCCAGGAGGCCGUCAAGCUGUUCCGGAUGAUGCCCGACCUCGGUAUCCCCCGCACCGCGCUAUCCUACAACGCCGUCUUAAAGGCCAUACUCUGCCGCGGCCGCGAGGCCAUGGCCAGGCGGAUCUACAACGCCAUGAUCGCGGAUGGCGUCGCCCCGGACGUGUCCACCUACAACACAUUGAUCUGGGGGUUUGGCCUGUGCAAGAAGAUGGAGUCCGCCGUGAGGGUGUUCGGGGACAUGAAAGGUCAUGGGGUGACACCUGAUGUGACGACUUACAACACCCUGCUCAAUGCUUGGGUGCGGGCCGGUGAUCUGGAGAGUGCACGCAAGGUGUUUGACGAAAUGACUGGUGCAGGGAUCGAGCGGAACUCAGUGUCGUACAAUGUCAUGAUCAGGGGAUAUGUGGCAUCAGGUAAGGUGGAGGAGGCAGUGGGGUUGUUCACGGAGAUGGGCGAGAAGGGUGUGAGAUUGAGCGAGAAGACGUUUGCUGCGUUGAUGCCAGGGCUUUGUGAUGAUCAGGGGAAGGUGGCGGAGGCCCAGAAGGCCAUAGACAACAUGGCGGAGCGCCGGCUCACGCCAAAGGACAAGUCGGUCUUUUUGAGGCUUGUGACAACGCUGUGCAGAGCUGGAGACCUGGAUGGGGCAUUGGAGGUGCACCGAAAGAGCGGGAAGUUCAAGCAUGUUCUGGUGGAUCUGAGACAGUAUGGGGUGUUGAUGGAAGGCUUGUGCGCAGGCCGGAAGUUUGAUAGUGCUGUUGAGGUGCUAGAUGAGCUUAUGGAGAAGGGCACACUACUGAGCCCAAAGAGUCCUGUGCUCGAAGCGUCGGCUUAUAACCCAGUGAUUGAGCAUUUGUGCAACAAUGGAAGCACCAACAAGGCUGAGACAUUCUUCAGGCAGCUGAUGAAGAAAGGUGUAGAUGACAAGGUUGCAUUUAAUAAUCUUAUCCGUGGGCAUGCAAAGGAAGGCGUGCCGGAGGCGGCGCAGGAGAUUCUCACCAUUAUGGCUCGUCGUGGUAUCCCAACUGACCCUGAAUCACAUGCACUGCUCGUUAACAGCUUCCUGAAGAAGAAUGAGCCAGCUGAUGCAAAGAUAGCACUAGACAGCAUGAUGGAGCAGGGUCACCUGCCGAGCCCUUCUCUGUUCAAGUCUGUCAUGGUGGCGCUCUUCAAUGAUGGUCGGGUUCAGACUGCAAGCAGGGUCUUGAAGAGCAUGAUCGAGAAAAGGGUUACAGAGAACAUGGACAUCGCACAUAAGAUCUUGGAAACUCUCUUCAUGAGGGGCCAUGUGGAGGAGGCGAUCGGCCGCGUCAAUCUGAUGGUAGAAAAUGGAUGUAUGCCUGAUCUAGAUAAGUUGCUGGUCGGCCUUUGUGAGAACGAUAGAGUCAUGGAGGCACAGAAGCUGGCUGAUUUUGCGUUGGACAGGGACUUUGAUGUUGGCUUCUCGACCUAUGACAGAGUUCUUGAGGCCCUGUACACUGAGGAAAAGACAUUGCCCGCAUACUCCAUGCUUUGCAAGAUCAAGAACAAAGGUGGUGUUGUGGACCAGAAAGGUUGUGAUGCUUUGCUCGAGAGCUUAAAAUCUGAAGGGUACUCAAAGCAAGCAGAUAUUUUGUCUAGGAUCUUGAUGGAGAAUGCACCAUCAACAUCCAAGAAGGGCAAAAGGGUUGCUAUGGGUGCGUAAAACAAUCUAUCUUCUUUUUUACUUGACGAAGAAAGAUGUUAUUUCUUUCUUUUUACCACUGCUUCUUGAGCUGUUGGUCAAGUGGGGAUUUUUAUCCUAUGAGGCAGCAGGUACACUUACUUUCUUUUCGCAGAAUCCUGAUUUAUUCUGUGCCAUUUCUUAGUGAGGAAAACAUAUUCAAUAAUCCACAAAGGUGUAUUUCCUUUCAUGAAUUUUGGUGCUAAACUGAGCAAUCAUAACUUUAAGAUGAUGUUCUGCGGUGGUUUUUAGUGGCUCUAACAAAAAAACAAAAAAAAACUUAAGGUUUUAGUUUUGGCUUGAAGCCAAGGAGUUACUCCAUGUUUUUCAAUCUUUUAUUGGUUAAAAUUCCCUCAUUUAUUUCAUGGAGACUGAUGAUAGAUGACAUGCAUAUCGGAGUCUCUUUUGUUUCGUUACAUGCCCUAUAUGGUUUGCUAGAUUUGUGAACUGUCAUUCUAUCCUUUUUUGUUAAGUGUUAGCUUUUUAUUCUCGAUUUGCCGCCUAACUCCAUAGUCUAUAGUACAAAAUGGCCAACAUUGCACCUCGAAGGCAUCGUUUCAGCACUAUUUUCAUACCAUUUUUGUUGCAUUCCAGUCUAACAACUUUGCUGUGACCAUCAUUCAGUUUUGGCCAUUUUUCAAGUUUGGUUCUCAGGUUACAGACAAGUUCAGCUUGUGCUGUAUUACUUUGUUUGUAAUAAUAGUAUGCAAGUAUACAUGCUCAAAUUGCUCUCCUCUUGUGUGUUUGCAAGGGUAGCUACAGUUUUGGAUGUAUAGCUAGACCCAUCUUUGUUUCAAUAUCCAUUCGAUGAUGUCUUCAUGUUAUAUUCUGCUUACCGUCCUCUUAUCUGUUCCUUUUCUGGUCAUGCCAGAGUUGACUAGCGAAGCAAAAUAUGAACCAUGCUGGUCAGUCAUAACUUUAUAACCAUUUCAAGAUUCAGUAUGGCAAUUCCUGCCAGUGCCAGGCGUGAUUUUUUAUUUUUUUUUUCUAGUCAUUUUUUGCUUGCAAGAAGUUGGAGUGGUGCUGUUCCAUGUCUUGCCCUUCCACACUGUUUUCCUUUCGUGUUUUUUUUUAUAUGUUCAAUGGAUCAUUUUCAUUGUCGUUUUCAUAAUGUAGUCUCGUAGUGCCACUAUUUUUAGUUGUGAUUCCUGAACAGACAAAUUCUUUCAGCUCAUUUUUUCUGGCACUUGCAGCCCCUUGUCUUCCACCCUUUCCACCUCUGGGAGUUGCAUGAGUCCUGAUACUAUUGGUUUUGCUCCUCUCUUCGUUUCGACACUUCCAUUUCUGGAAUCGGAUUUUUCAGGAAGAAAUAUAUCUGCAUCACCUACACCUGGACGAGAGUUGUCUGGUUGUAGCUUGUUAGUA